AUAAAAUUUUUUUUUUUUUUUUAAUUCACCCAUCAUUUAUGAUCCGCAAACGCGGAAUAAACGUAUGUAACACAGUGUUACAGGUAAAAAAAAUAAUUGAAACAAAAUAAAAAAUAAAAAGUAAUUGUUGUUUUCUCUAAUUUAAUUAAUUUAAUUUAAUCAUGGCUUAGUGAUACAGUGAAUUGUUUUUGUACAAAAUAAUAUGUGAAUGUGAGUGACAUUUUAAAGUAUCCAAUUGAUACGCACUUUUUUUAUUUUUAUUUUUUUUUUUAAUUUACUGUGGAGAAAAAAAUAACGCCAUUUUGUGACCACGCACGGUGUUUGUACGUAAACAUUAAAAUGUUUUUUUUUUUAUUAUUUUUUUUUAUGUAAUAUUAGUUUGUAAACCUUGACCUUGAUUGAAAUAUAAUAUUGCUUGUUAUUUUAUGGUGAUUAUUAUUUUAUAGCUACGUUUUCAUAAGAGAAGAAGAAAAAUAAUUUAGGCUUAUAUUUUUUUUUUUUUUGUGAUGUUACAAGUUGAUAUAUUUUCGCGCCAAUUUAAAUUAUCUAAUUUUUUUAUUAUAUAUUUUAUUUUUGUGUAUCCAAAAAAACACCUGGUACAUCUGUCUCUGGGUGUGCAUUGUUAAAACAGCUGUAUAAAAAACAACUGAUUAUUUUUAUCACAACUUAAAUAUCAACAGGAUGCAUUAUGCAAACUACAUUUAAAUUGCUAAAUAAAAUAUAAAAAAUAUAAAUGACGUUUAUCUUUGAUAAAUCUACCUGACAGUUUUCGCCCAAAAAAAAAAAAAUAAAAAUAAUCAAGAUUAAAUAUUGUUGUGUGUGUUUGUGUGUGUUAUGUAAAUAGAACAGUUGUAAAAUUAAAAAUAGAGUACGACUAAUUUAAUAUUGAAUAAUAUUUUUUUUUAUUUAUAUAAACACAUGUUUACAAGUUGGGCUCUUUAAAUUUUGUGACAAUUGGAAAAUCAUAAUUCCAAAGAAAAUCAUAAUCCUCUUAGGGUAAUUAAAAGUAUUUAUUUGACUCGAUUAAAACGAGUCAUAAAUAAGGGAAUGAAAGAAUUAAAUUGGAGUUUUAUUAAUGUCAGAUAAAGAUAAUAAAAAAUGUCAGGUGAUUCUGGAUGGAAUGCCGUUAUUCAUCAUCCAUCUGAAUUAGAACUUCAAAGUUGGAGUUGGGAAGAUAAUGAUGGUGAACAAGAACGUGAAUUACCAUCAACAGUUGAUAUGGAUGCUAUUAAAAUUGGUAGUAGUAAUUGGGAUCCAGUAUCAGGUGUAAAUGAAAAUGAUUCAAUUGAUUCAGAAGAUGAUUCUGAUUCAGAUGACGACGAUGAUGAUGAUGAUAGUUCUGGUGGUACAGAUGGUAGUUGUUCAUACAGUGAUUCAGAUGAUACUGGUGAUGAUGAUUCAAGUAAUAAUAAUAAUAAUAAUAACAAUAAUUCAAAUACAGAUUAUUCAUCAGAUAAUAGUGAACAAACAUUUUCCAUACGUGAAACAAAUUAUGAGCAAGGUUCUCUUAAACUUAAAAUAUCAAUGAAAGGACAAAAAAAAGAUGAUGUUAAUGAUAAAAAGAAUGAUUUUAAAUCAAAAGAUAAUGGCAAAUUAACUAAAGAUGAUACAGAUUUAUUAAAAACAUCAUUAUUAUUGUCAACACCAUUGGCAUCAGCAGCACUUGUAGCAACAAGUGUAACAUCAAUUCCUUCAACAUCAACAUCAAGUUUAAUGACAAAUCAAAUACCAUUAACACCAGAAAAACAACAAACACCAUUACAAGAAAUAAAUCAAGAACAUUUAUCAGCAAUAAUACCUGAUCAAGAGGAUACACCAUUUGAUGGUUUUGAAGAUUCUGAAAGUGGUAGACUUGUAUCAAAAGCUAUUGAACGUAUGUCACUUGGUGCUGAUUCAGAUUCAAAUGAAAAUAAUGAUACAAAUCCAGUACCAGUUUAUAGUUCAUCAUUGUUACAACAAUUUGUUGAAAAAACAGCAUUAUUAUCAGAGCCAAGAAAACGUAGAAGUAGAUUAGUUAAAAAAACAGUUGAUAAUGAUUAUCCAUUAUUGUCAAAUGUAUCACCUGAUUCUGGUAUACAAUCUGUUGAUAAUAGUCCAUUACAUUUAGCAAUAUGUCCAUCAAGUCCACAAGCUACAUCAUCAGCUCCAACAACAACAGCUACAUCAACAACAACAACAGCAACAACAACAGGUGUAACAGCAGCAAUAGCAUCUUCAUCUUCUUUAACACCUUCAUCAAUACAAACAUCACAAUCACCAUUACAAUCAACAAAACCAGCUGUUAAUGUUGAUCGUGUACUUUAUCCACCAAAAAGAAAACCUGGUAGACCAGCUAAAAUGGUUACAACACAACCAAGAGGCCCAGGACGACCAAAAAUAAAAACAGAUGAUAAUAAAAUUAAUAAUAAAUUAAAUAAAAAUGUUAAUACUGAUGAUAAAUUAAAUAAUAAAAAUGGUGCUACGUUAAAUACAACAACAAAAAUAACUGAUGAUAAUAAUUUAAAAAAAGAUAAUAAUAAUACAAUAAUAAAUGAUAAAAAAUCAUCUAAAAAUUCAACAACAAUGACAACUAAAAAUAAUAAUGAUAAUAAUAAUACAAUUGUAGAUAAAAAAUUAUCAUCACCAUCAUCAUCAUCUGUAGGGAAAAAUCAAAGAUUAUUAAAAGGUAGUAAAAAAUCAAAAGACAAACAAGAUAAAACAAAAAAAGAUAAUAAUAAUUCAGUUAAAUUAACAGAUAAAACUUCCAUUGAUAAAGAAAAGUGCCUGAAUAAAAAUAAUAUUAAUAAAAAAAUAAGUAAAAAAAAUAUGAAAAAUUGUAAAAAAAUUAAAAAUGAAAUACGUAAAGUAGUAUCAUCAUCUUCGUCAAGAAAAAAAUUAAAUAGCCGUGUUAUUGUUAAAAAAUUACAUUCAAAAAUACGUAAAAGUACAAAAGAAAAUUGUCUAGAAACAUUAACAACAACAACAAGUAAAAAAACAUCAACAAAUAAAAAAUUAUUAUUAUCUGGUUCAAGAAGAGUAUUAAAAGAAAAUAAAAGUAGUAAAAAAAUAUCAGAAACAAAUGUUGUUGGUGUACAAACAAUAAUAUCAGUACCAAUUGAUUUGAAAAAUGAAAAUAUUGCUGUUGUUAAUAAAGAUAAUAAUUGUGAUAAAUCACCAAAAACAACAACAUCAAUAUUAGCAUCAUCAACAACAUCAACAACAGCAGCAGCAGCAACAACAACAAAUGUACGUCACAAAACACAUCAUCAUAAACACAGAAGAAGACUAGUUGUACCACCUAAAAAACCAAUUAAAAUUGAUCCAACAAUAAUCAUUGAGCUUGAAAAAUUAAUUGAAGAUUUUUCAAAAUCAUGUUCACUUGGUAGAAGUAGUACAAACAAUUCAAAUACAUCUGAAUUACCACAAAUAUUUCGUGUUAAAAAAAUAACUAAAAAACGUAAAGGUAUUGGAAGUGGUAGUGGUGGCGGUGGUGGUGGUGGUACUGGUGGUACUGGUACUGGUAAUAAUGGUAAUAGCAGUUGUGCUAGUGGAAGUAGUAGUAAUGGUACUAGUGGUGGUCCUAAUGAUGUAAAUACAAAUGAUGAACAAAAAUUAAAAAGAAGAUUAAAAAAAGAUAAAUUACCAAAUAAUAAUGAACAAAAAAAUAAUAGUAAUUCAUCAUCAAAUUCAAAUGAACAAAGAUUACCAUUAAAAAAACGUCAUUAUCAUUUAUCAAGUCCACAUUCAUCACAAAGUUCAAGUACAAGUUGUAAUGAAACAAAUUCAAAUGAAUUAAAUACAAUGGAAACACAUAUUGAAGAAGCUAUUGAAGCAACUAUUGAAAGAUACAGUACAAAUAAUGACAAUGAUAAUGAUAAAAUUGAUUCAACAGCAUUAAAAAAACGUUUAAGAGAUGCUGAUAAUAAUAGUGAUACAAGUGAUGAUGAUAAACCAUUAAAUCGUACUGAACAACAACAACAACAACAGCAACAGCCACCACGUAGAAAGAAAAAAAUUGUACGUGAUUUACGUGUUACUGUUACAAAAUUAAAUUCAGAUAAUCAUCAUAAUUUAACAUCAACAAUAAAUGAUAAUAAAACAAUAGCAAAUAAUGAAAAAACUAAAGAUAAAUUAAAUAAGACUGAUAAAAUGAUUGAUAAAUUAAAAAAUGAUAAAACAAUAAAUACAAAUGAUAAUAAAAAAAUUGAUAAAACAAUAGUAUCAUCAAAAAUAUCAAGUGAUGAUGUUAAAGAUAAAGAUACUGUUGUUGAUAAUAGCUCAACAACAGCAACAACAACAACAACAACAACAACAUCAACAACAACAACACCAUUAAUACAAAUUAAAAAAAAAGUUAGAAGAAGAAAAGCAAUUAAUCGUACUGGUUUUCCAACAUUGAAAAAGAAAAAAAAGAAAAUACCAAUUGUCAUUGCAAAUGUAGAGACAAAAAAAAUUGAUAAUGAAUUAACACUUGUUCCACGUGUUGAUGUAUCAUCUGUUGAAUUAAAAAAUGAAUCAAAAAUUGAAGAAAAAACAGUAUUAUCAGAGAGUGAUGUUAAUGGUGUAUUACCAAUAAUGGAAAUUGAUGAUGAUGAUGAUGAUACAAUAGUUAAUAAUAAUGAAGAAAAAAAUGAUAAUAACAAAAAUGAUUUUAAAGUUAUUGAUGAAUUAUCAUGUCAGAGUGCUUAUUCAGAUGAUGACACAACGGAUAAGCUACGUGAACGUAAAGAUUUAGUUGAUUGUGAAUGUAAUAAACCGUGUGAUAAAUUAUGUCCAGUUAAAUAUGAAAAAAUUCAAGAUUCACGUAUUUAUGAUGAAAAUGCAACACUCGAAGAAAGCCUUGAAAGAUACAAUGAGCUUCAAAAAUUAAAUGAAUUGAGUGAAGAAAAUGUUAAAAAACUUGAUCGUACAAAUUCAUUAAAAUUAGAAUUAUCAAAUUGUUUAAUUAAUAAUAAUAAUAAUGUUAUAAAUAAUAGUAAUAAACGUCGUCGUGAAUCAUCAAGUCCUUGUAAUUUAACAUUGCGUAGUAUAAAACGUUUAAAAAAUAAUGAAUAUGAUACAGAAAGUGAUGCAUUACCAUCAAGUGAUGUUGCAAGUGAUGGACCAGAUAAUAACACAUCAACAAAAAAUCCUUCAUCACGUAAAAAACAACCUCGAUGGAAAAAACGUUAUUUACAAGCUGGUUUAUAUUCAAACUUUUUCAAAACAAAUGAAGAACAAAAAAAAUUAAUAAAUACUGAUAAUAAUAAUAAAUCAAAAUUAAUAUAUGAUCCAAUUGAACAUCCACAUGGUUUAUUACCACCACCAAUACAUUGUGGUAAAUUUUUACGUCAAAAAAUAAUUGAUUUUCAAUUACCAUAUGAUUUAUGGUGGUUACAUACACAUUCAAAAUUACGUGAACAUGAUAAUGUUCCAUCAUGGAAUUAUCGUAAAAUACGUACAAAUAUAUAUUAUGAUGUUAAACCAACAACACAUUAUGAAGCACAAGCAUGUGAAUGUAAACAAGAUAGUCGUUGUACUGAUGAUUGUAUUAAUAAAAUGGUAUUUAGUGAAUGUUCAUCAUCAUUAUGUCCAUGUGGUGAUAAAUGUGAUAAUCAAAAAAUUCAAAAACAUGAAUGGUCACCUGGUUUACAAAGAUUUAUGACUGAAUCAAAAGGUUGGGGUAUUAAAACAAAAAGUCCAAUUGAAAAUGGUAAUUUUAUACUUGAAUAUGUUGGUGAAGUUGUAUCUGAACGUGAAUUUAAAUCACGUAUGGCAACAAAAUAUGCAAAUGAUACACAUCAUUAUUGUUUACAUCUUGAUGGUGGUUUAGUUAUUGAUGGUCAUCGUAUGGGUGGUGAUGGAAGAUUUGUUAAUCAUUCAUGUGAGCCAAAUUGUGAAAUGCAAAAAUGGAGUGUACAUGGUUUACCACGUAUGGCAUUAUUUGCAUUACGUGAUAUUAAACCUGGUGAAGAAUUAACAUAUGAUUAUAAUUUUGCAUUAUUUAAUCCAUCUGAGGGACAAGAAUGUCGUUGUGGUAGUGAUAUUUGUCGUGGUGUUAUUGGUGGUAAAUCACAGCGUGUUGCUAGACCAUCAACAACACCAGUACAAUUACAACAAACUGGUACCAACAACAACAACAACAAUAACAAUUCCAAUAGUAAUAACAACAAUACCAACAACAACAAUAGCAAUGAUGUUACUAUUAAUAAUGAUAGUAAUAAACGUACUGUUGGUAGACCACGUAAAAACAAUAGAAAAUCAAUAAUAGUACACUCAAAAAGUUUAUUUAAAACACGUAAAUUUGGUGAUACAAAUUUUAUAAAUCCACCAACAAUGAAACCAAUGUCAAAUCAACAAAAAUUAUUUGCCCAACAGCAUCAUUGUUUUUUAUUAAGAAAUUUAGAAAAAGUAAGAAGAGCAAAAUUACCAUUAUCACAAUUACAACAAGAACAACAUCAACAACAAUUUAAUACAAAUGGUAAAUUAAUUGAUAAUAAUAAUAAAUCUAUAAUUGGUAAUGGUAGUGGUGAUACAGGUGGUGGUGGUGGUGGUGAUAAUUUUAGUAGUGAUAAUAAUGGACAAUCAACAGAUAAAACAGAUGCAUUUUAUUCACAAUUAACAGCAUUAGCAAAUAAUUCAUCACGUACUGUUAGAACAAGAAGAUUAGCACAAGCACAAGAUGAUCCAGAAGUUAAUAAAACAGCAAAAUUAGCAAAAGUAUUAAAAGAAUUAUACACAAUUGUUGUAACAUCAAAUGAUGAAAAUAAUAAAUUAUUAUGUAAUCCAUUUAUAACAUUACCAGGUAAACGUAAAUUACCAGAAUAUUAUGAAAAAAUACAAGAGCCAAUUGAUUUAACAAUAAUUGAUGAAAAAAUACAAAAUGGUAAUUAUAAAACACCAGAACAAUUUGAUAAUGAUAUGAUUAAGCUAUUUGAUAAUAAUAUAAAAUAUUAUGGUAGAACAAGUGAAAUUGGUAUAUCAGCAGCAAGAUUACGUAAAUUAUAUUUAUGUAAUAAAAUAAAUUUUAUAGAUGCAAUAACAGAAGCAACUGGUAAAGUACCAACAAAUAGUUUUAUACCAUCACAAGGUUCAACAGCUGGUGAAGAAGAUGUUAUAAGAUGCAUAUGUGGUUUACAUCGUGAUGAAGGUUUAAUGAUACAAUGUGAACGUUGUUUAGUAUGGCAACAUUGUGAUUGUGUCAAGGCUGAUACGACAAUUGAAUCAUAUUUAUGUGAACGUUGUCAGCCACGUUAUGUUGAUUUUGAAAUACCAAUUGAAGUUGAUAAUAACAAUGAUACAAGUAAUGUUGAUGAUGAUGAUAAAGAUAAAAAAUAUUACGUUACAUUGCUACGUGAUGAUACAUUGCAAUUACGUCAAAAUGAUACUGUUUAUGUUUUACGUGAUACACCAGAUAAACAUACAUACAAAACAAUUGAAAAAUAUGAUUAUGAACAAAUGGAUAUAUUUAGAAUUGAAAGAUUAUGGAAGAAUUUAAAGGGAGAAAAAUUUGUAUUUGGACAUCAUUAUUUAAGACCUCAUGAAACUUAUCAUGAACCAACGAGAAAAUUUUAUACAAAUGAAGUUGUUUGUGCACCAUUGUAUGAAGCUGUACCAUGUGAUUUAAUUGCUGAAAGAUGUUGGGUACUUGAUCCACAUACUUAUUGUAAAGGUAGACCAGUUGGUGCAACACCAGAACAUACAUAUGUUUGUGAAUAUAGAGUUGAUAGAGCUGCACGUUUAUUUACUAAAGUUGCUAGGGCGAGACAUCAAGUAUGCACAAAACCAUAUGCAUUUGAAACAUUUACACAAAGAAUUAAACAUUAUCGUACUUAUUUGCCACAUAGUUUAGAAGGUAUACAAUCAACCAAAGGAAUGAAAGAUAAGAAAAAAAUAAAUCACAUUAUAAAUCAUGAUAAUCAAAAAACAGAUGAUAAAAAUAAUGGAAAAAAUCAAACUAAAACUGUUGGUAGAGCUAGACAUAAAUAUUUUGAUAAUUGUUUAUUAACACCAGCUUUACUAUUAGCUCAGAGAGAAAAAAAACGAAAGAGACUGAAUGAAAUACUGACAAAUCUCCUUCAACUAAUGCCGAAUAAAAAAGAACCUCUUGACAUGUCAUUUCUUCUUGAACGAAACAGAAGAAAUCGCAAAAGACCAGUAGCACCAAAUCCUUGACAGUGUUGUGCUGAUUGUAAGUGAAAAUAAUUAUUAAAAAUAUAUAUUAUUUUUAAAAUUUAAAAAAGAAAAAUAAUCAUUAGUUUAUAGAUUAUUUUUUUUUUGCAUUAGAUUUACAUUUUACGUACAAAAUAUUGCUACGUCUUCUUACACACCACUAUCCCGUCCAUUCAAGAUCAUAAUAGUUAUCAAAUUAAUUUUAUCAUUAAUGAUUAUAAUUAAAAAAAGCAACAUUAAU
Messenger RNA from Aphidius gifuensis, 8371 nucleotides. RefSeq names its product probable serine/threonine-protein kinase DDB_G0267686 (gene ash1). Gene Ontology annotation, cellular component: nucleus. Gene Ontology annotation, molecular function: histone methyltransferase activity; chromatin binding; protein binding. NCBI's taxonomy places the organism in Eukaryota, Metazoa, Arthropoda, Insecta, Hymenoptera, Braconidae. The record is from RefSeq and is a predicted model, not a curated record. Bases 1099 to 8133 code for a protein of 2344 amino acids. The transcript has 5 exons.